Molecule: messenger RNA, 1511 nt
Organism: Rhagoletis pomonella (apple maggot)
Lineage: Eukaryota; Metazoa; Arthropoda; Insecta; Diptera; Tephritidae
Product: chitin deacetylase 1-like
Exons: 3
Coding region: 1017-1490 (157 amino acids)
Cellular component (GO): extracellular region
Molecular function (GO): protein binding; chitin binding
Source: RefSeq, a predicted model, not a curated record
GCCGCGACACGUACAGAUUUUUAUAGAAAAUUCGCGACGAACGCGUUUUAUUGCAAAUUAAUUAAAAAAAAUAAAAUAAAAACGCUUUGAAUUUAGUUGAAAGGAAUUUUUUUCCACAAUUCAAAAAAAAUUUAAAUAAUGCGAGAAAUACACGAUCGGCAUACAACGGUGUGUUGAAAGUGCAUAACGAAUUGUGGUACAAAAAGUGUGGAACUUAAUUAACUACAAAUUCCCCUGCAAGUGGGCAUGGUGAAGAGCAGUUAAAAGCUUCAAAUAUAUAAAAAUCGCUCUACCCCCCUAAAAGCAAAAGAGUUCAACGUAUUCACCACUGCUGUCGACGAUUGUGUCUAUAAAUAAAGUGUCUGUGUUGUUGCUAUUGGUGUUGCAUUGUUUGUGGUGGCAUUUGCAUUUAAUUUUUCUGUAAUAAAAGUAGUGGACGUCAGUGAUUUCGAAGGUUGACACCACACACCAGCAUAGUACAUCACACCACACCACACCAUCAUUUGGUUAUAUUCAAAUCCACCUUUUUGCUCCGCUCCUGGCUGGGUGUGCUAAUCUUUGUCGCUGUUCGUGUGUGUGCGUGCGUUUAAGCAUUUCUCGUUCAAACGUUGGUUGCUUACUUUAUUUACUUGUUCGCGGCAGUUGCUGCGAUCUUUGUGGUGUUGCGCUGGCGCAGUGUAAGUGGAACUCUGCUAGUGAUCGGUAGGACAAAUUUGCUAUAGUGCGCUUUGUACUAAAACGAUCUCUCCGCUUCUUCUACUACUGAAGUAAUAUAUAAUUUAGUAGUGAGACUAUUGCUCGCUCGUCGUUGUCGUCGUUGUCGUCGUCGUCGUGAGCCCCACUUGAACAUUUAACACUGAAAGUUUGUGUGUGCUUCGAGUUAUUGCAAUUUCUUGCGUUGAAACGUGAAUACCGUUCGUAGUUAGUUGCUGCGGUGAUCAUCGCUGGUGUUUCAAAAAAACUUCAGCGCAAGUAAAAAGACACAACGCGCAAAAUAAAACGAAAAUAAAUACACAAUGGCAAAACUUUUAGUAGUUUUUGUCAUUUUAGCUGUGGCUGCUGCAACAGCUUCUGCAGAACGUGUGAGACGUCAGGCCACAACUGAGGAGCCCAAGAAAGAAGAGUCCUUCGAGAAGGAGCUCUGUAAAGAUAAAGAUGCCGGUGAAUGGUUCCGUUUAGUCGCUGGCGAGGGCGAUAACUGUCGUGAUGUCAUUCAGUGUACAUCGUCGGGCCUGCAAGCUAUUCGUUGCCCGGCUGGUCUGUUCUUCGAUAUUGAGAAACAGACUUGCGACUGGAAAGAAUCUGUGAAAAAUUGCAAAUCAAAGAACAAAGAACGCCGUGUUAAGCCUUUGCUGCAUACAGAUGAGCCACUCUGUCAAGAUGGCUUCUUGGCUUGUGGUGAUGGUAAUUGCAUUGAGCGUGGACUUUUCUGUAACGGCGAGAAGGAUUGCUCAGAUGGUUCAGAUGAGAACAGUUGUGGUGAGUACUGAAGACUGCAAUUAAUAAACUUC